GUGGCAUUACAUUGUGCUCGGUAUCCUCUGAGACAACAUGUUUUUGUUGUUGUUAACAGUUGUUGUUGUGUUGUGGAUAGCGUUGUUCAGGUUCCGAAGAAGACGCAUGUAUCAAUUAGCGGCAAAGAUUCCGGGACCCAGCGAGGAGUUGCCUAUUUUAGGGAUAGCUCACGUAUUAGCCGGGGGAACUGAUGAUAUAAUGAAGACUUUACAACGCUUAAGUUACACAGCAAUGGAGCAUGAUGGAAUACUACGCUCCUGGAUAGGAUAUAUUUUAUACUUUCUUGUUACAGAUCCUGUCGAUUUAGAAUAUAUACUAAAGACUUGCUUGGAAAAGGACGAUCUUCAUCGUUUUAUAAGAAAUGUGAUUGGGUACGGUGGAAUAUUUGCACCAGUGUCUAUAUGGAGAAGACGCCGAAAGAUUUUAGUACCGGCCUUCAGUCCAAAAAUCGUAGAGAAUUUUGUUGACAUAUUUUCUCAACAAAGCGAGAAGAUGGUAUUGAAGCUUACAGAUUAUGCUAAUAAAGGUCCUGUCAAGAUGUGGAAUUUCGUAUGCACGUAUACAUUGGACUCCGUGUGCGAGACUGCAAUGGGCGUGAAAAUCAAUGCACAAGAUAAUAAAGACACACCAUUCCUGAAAUCUAUGCAAAUCAUUUUACAUUUAGUAUGUGAAAGAGUUUUUCAUUUGUGGUUGCAACCAGACUGGCUGUAUAAAUUAUUCCCACGAUACGUGACCCAUGAAGAGAAUAUAAAGGUGAUGCACGAUUUCACCAACAAGGUGAUAUCUAAAAAGCGAGAGGAAUUAAAACUAGAAAAGAAUCGCAAGUCAGAAGUAGAUCAUGAUUUCGACAUAGGUAAUUAUCAAAAUCAAACUUUCCUCGACCUGCUAGUCCGUCUGUCGGGCGGUGAGCACGGCUACAGCGACGUGGAGCUGCGAGAGGAGAUACUAACAUUGCUGGUGGCGGGCACGGACACCUCCGCCGUGGGACUCGGUUACACGCUCAAACUGCUGGCCAUGUAUCCCAAAGUGCAGGAGAAAGUGUACGAAGAAUUGCGCGAAGUAUUCGGCGACUCCGAUCGACCAUUAGUUAAGGAGGAUCUGCUAAAAUUGAAAUACUUGGAAAGAGUACUUAAAGAAUCGCUCCGAUUAUUCCCACCGGUGCCGUUCAUUAUCAGGAAAAUUUUAGAAGAUGUUACUUUACCUUCAGGAAGAGUACUUCCUGCCGGGUCGGGUGCAGCGGUCAGUAUCUGGGGCUUGCACCGCGACCCUAAGUACUGGGGCCGGGACGCCGAGGUCUUUGAUCCUGACAGAUUCCUGCCGGAAAGGUUCAACCUGAAGCACGCAUGCUCCUUCAUGCCGUUCAGUAAUGGUCCUCGAAAUUGUCUCGGUUACCAAUACGCAUUAAUGUCAAUGAAGACAGCGCUGACCGCGAUAGUGAGGCGUUACAAGAUUGUCGGGGAAGAGGAAUCCGGCCCUGUCCCUCAUAUCAAGUCCAAAAUUGACAUCAUGAUGAAAGCUCUUGAUGAUUAUAAGAUUAGUUUAGAAAACAGAGUUGCUUCAUGAAUGUAUAAAUAACUAACCAAUCUUAGUAGUGAUCCAUUAAAUCGUGAUUAGUAACUUUUCAACUCACACCUGGUGAUGUGUGAUGAGGUUUUAGAGUACCCUACCCUCUCCUGUCAUCUCGUGUUUUGUUUUUGGAAGUCAUCAUCAUCGUCCCCACCUUAUCCUACUCCCGAAGGGUCAGCGCACCGUGUUUUCGUCCUAAUAAUGCCAUCAUCCUUUAUCUCAGUCGUCACUCUCUUCUCGAUAAUGUCACUGUUCACGCAAUUCAACCAUCUCUUACUAGCUCUACCGGUGUUCCCUUCCGCACUCAUAACUAACGUUCUUCUUGGUACAUGCGAUUCAUCCCUCCUCAUAAUAUGCCCAUACCAAGCUAACCUGUUAUUCCUUAAUUUCUUUACGACUGAAGCUACUCGCAAAUUUAAUUAUCAAGUAAUUUUAAAAUAAUCAUAAUAUUAUUAAUUUAUUCAUUACUCUUAG
Papilio polytes (common Mormon) is the source of this 2041-nucleotide messenger RNA. Its product is annotated as cytochrome P450 4c3-like. The record is from RefSeq and is a predicted model, not a curated record. Bases 38 to 1564 code for a protein of 508 amino acids. Gene Ontology annotation, molecular function: iron ion binding; monooxygenase activity; heme binding. NCBI's taxonomy places the organism in Eukaryota, Metazoa, Arthropoda, Insecta, Lepidoptera, Papilionidae. The transcript is spliced from 10 exons.